Penicillium alfredii is the source of this 2091-nucleotide messenger RNA. RefSeq lists its product as uncharacterized. Gene Ontology annotation, molecular function: transcription cis-regulatory region binding; DNA-binding transcription factor activity. Gene Ontology annotation, biological process: positive regulation of transcription by RNA polymerase II. Bases 1 to 2091 code for a protein of 696 amino acids. The transcript is spliced from 7 exons. The record is from RefSeq and is a predicted model, not a curated record. Lineage: Eukaryota; Fungi; Ascomycota; Eurotiomycetes; Eurotiales; Aspergillaceae. Gene Ontology annotation, cellular component: nucleus.
AUGACGGUGACAAGCUUGGUGAUGCAAAACCGACGGAGCAAGGCCUCUGGCAAACCUCCUCUUCGACUGCCCAUCAUUGCCCCCAAGGAAGAGGUUGUGGCCGACAUCAACGACGAAAAAGCAGGGCCGGUUGCUCCCCCGCGCAUCCGUCUACCCCCUCGCUCUCGAACAGGCUGCUGGACAUGUCGACAAUGCACUCGACUAGGCCAUAUAUGUGACUACCGGCCACGACUGGUGUUUCGGGAUGACACCUCUCGCAUCGUGGGCCGGAUGGCCGAUGUGAACACAGAAGGGAACAUCGUGUGGGAUCUCUCUUCGCCCUGUUCCAGUGAUGACCAAUCUGAUUACUUCCCGAUCGGGAAGCCGCUCCCACUUUUUGCACAGCUCACAUCGGAUGAGGAGCGGGAGAAGAAAGCAGAACUGUCUAGUCCCGGCACGUACCAUGUAGUGAUGACUCCAGACAGCUUCUCCACGCUGCCGGAGUAUGCAGAUGACACCGACAGAUCCAACCCAAAGAGACCAAGUGAAAGCAGAAGUACUAGGACUGACAGCCCGGGUAGCACGUGCAAAAGCGAAGGCAAUGUGGAAGUUGAUAGUCCCAAUGUGGUGAUUGUGAAGACCUUCGAAGAUGUCACCCGGCGUUCAUCAUCCUCCGGAAGAGCGUUGAGAAUCUCACCAACCUCGGAGAUUUCUGAUCCGCUCUGCUCACUCUCUCUGUCACCGAUCCUGGACUCUCCUCCCUCGCCGGUCCUUGUCGAUGAUGAUACCCUUUCUGUCGCGGAUCUACAUCUUGACCAGCAUACCCAAAGCAUUGCUCUCUUCAGCCACUUUCGCCAUGUUGUGUGGAGGCAACUGUUCCCCCACAACCGUGUCCAGGGGGUCGACGACUCGUAUGGUGGAGAUGGCCGCUGCAUAACAUUAAAUGUGGACUUUCUGGAGCAGGAGGCCGCUCACUUUCCACCGCUUUCUCACGCCAUAAUGGCUGUUUCCGCACUGAGUCUCUCGCACAGUGGUACAGGACAAAAUGUAGAUGCAUUGCAGUAUUAUCAGCAAGCCUUUCCAUCGCUCCAGACCAGCAUUCGAAAUGAUGACGAUCUCAUCUCAGACGGGCUCUUUCUCACGCAUUUCUUACUUCUUAUUUAUGAGGUCGCUGCCGCUGAACCGCAUGGAUCAAACCUCUGGUCCCACCAUAUCUCUCGUCUCCUCCAUAUCUCCUUUCUCCGCCAAUCCAAGUUUGGCCGGGAGCCACACCCGUUCAUUCUUUGGUGGGUGUGCCAUAUUGACCUGUAUGCUCUCUUCAGUGGAGCAGGGACCGGAGAAUUUGUACAAGCCAUCAUCGAGCAUCAGAUGCUCCCUGGGUCCGAGAGUCUGCUCUAUCCAUCUUCGCUUGAAGGGUACAGCAUAAUAUAUCCAGGUGAACAUGAUAGUCUACCAGUCAUGAUGCGCCUGUACUCAAACAUGUUCACACUGGCCGCUCAGCUCGGGUUUCUGGCGGUCCAGCUUCGACGGGACAGACAGACUUUGCCUUUCUCGGAUCUUAAUCAGCGGUCACAAGAAAUUUGCGACAUACGUCAGCCCAUGGGGCAACUUUGGGAGUCUCCCGAUAUUGCCUUUUUGCAUCAGCACCAAGAUAACCUACCGCGUCGUUCGUGGGAAGUCCUGCAGCAGUCGGCCGCAUUAUACCAUGUCUCCAUGUUGCUCUCCUACAGCAGUAUGUGGCCGGGCCAACGUCUCGAGUCAGAUUUCACGUCGGACCGAGAAAUCGACCACCAUGCGGCAGCGAUCUUGCACAUUGCCGAGAAAACUACGUGCACCCGGCGCGCCGACCGGCACUUUUUGGUGUUUCCACUAUUCCUAGCAGGCGCCACGUCAUCCGCCAACGAACUCAAGAUGAGACUGAUGGCACUAAUGACGAGCAUGGAGAAUGAGGAAGAUGGCAUGGGGAGAAACGUGGCCACGACUCGAGCCAUCCUCCAGGUGAUCUACAAGCGACAGUUGGAGCAGCUGAUGCGAGUGGGCUAUACAUCGGAUAUAGAUUGGGCAGAUCUGAUGGCUCAAGAAGGGCUUCAGAUGGUGAAUUUUGGAUUUUGA